This is a messenger RNA of Pseudophryne corroboree (corroboree frog), 3425 nucleotides long. Its product is annotated as beta-1,3-galactosyltransferase 2-like. The transcript has 3 exons. The record is from RefSeq and is a predicted model, not a curated record. Lineage: Eukaryota; Metazoa; Chordata; Amphibia; Anura; Myobatrachidae. Bases 784 to 1794 code for a protein of 336 amino acids. Gene Ontology annotation, molecular function: N-acetyl-beta-D-glucosaminide beta-(1,3)-galactosyltransferase activity. Gene Ontology annotation, cellular component: Golgi membrane.
UUCUUAUCGUGCAACAAGUAAUCUUGCUGUGCAGCUAUACAUAAACAUUUCCUUGCUGCUGCCUGGAUCCGGACCUCUAUAUUCAGCUUGCUAUCUGCUCACCCUGUGCUUGUUGAAAGCGCUUCUCUCCUUCUCCCUCUGACCUAUUGGCUUGUCUUUGUAUUUUAGCUUCAGGUUAUGAUUUUCUUGUUUCUACUAGUAAGCAGCCUUCUACAGAGACCAGAUCUGUAGCUCUCCUGCAGCCAAGUCCAAGCUCCCAGGCUGAUCCUCUGGCAAACUACCUCGAAAGGUCCAUUUCCUCACACAGAUCCUUCCAAUAAACCUUUUAGCUCUACGACAUCUGGUGACCUCAUGUAUUCCUGUGGUCAGCAUCGUCCCGGGAGAUAGACCACUCUACUUGUUUUAAAUAAUUGUCAUGUGCAUUCAAGCAAUGUGACUUUUUAUUUACAUUUGCCCGACCCUGUGCAUUUCUUGGAAUCUGUUGAUCUUUGCUACAUUGAAAUAUCUGUGCCACUUGGAGAUGCAGACCCCCUGGAUUUUCCACACUGUAAUGGAUGUUUGUAGACUUUGUCGUGCAUUUGCCCCUGGCUGCAGCUGGUCUGUGCUUGCCAACAAAGAUGUAUAUCAUCAUGUCGUGUCCCAUUCUCUUUUCACUAGUAUAUUCACCGCCAGUGAAUAAGUGCUGCUGCAUGAACCAAGAUGGCCGCUCAGACUUGCUUCAGUGGACGGUAAGGGACCAGCUUCAGAGCUUCACUAUUCUGGUAGCAGCUGUAUGAGAGAAUAAUGGGAAUCCCCUCAGAAAAAAAAAAUCCAUCUGCUGCUCAUCUAUGUUGCGGUCACUGGAAAAGGAGAUCAAAAAGUGCCAUUUUUGUCAUCUUUGUUAUGCUGCUUUCCUAUAUAUAUCACAGUACGAUCAAGACACGCAGAGAUAUCUUUUCAUUCCCCAAUACCACUUCAGUUCCCUGGAAGCGGUCUACAGCCAUGUUUCCCUACCUCAUAGAAGAGGACAAAAAAUGUACAAGUGGUCCACCAUUUUUACUGCUGCUCAUUCCUUCAAGACCUGAAGAAACCCAGACAAGAAAUGUUUUGAGGAAGACUUGGGCCAAUGAGACUUUGAUGGAGGGUGUCCAUAUCACAAGACUUUUUCUGCUGGGGAGGCCAACUAGCAAUGAAAAUGGAAUUCAAGAGAAGGUGAUACAGGAGAGCUCCAUGUUUCAUGAUAUCAUACAGCAAGACUUUAUAGACUCCUACAACAAUCUCACUCUCAAGACUUUGAUGGGUAUGGAGUGGACCAGCCGCUUAUGUCCUGGUGUCAGUUACGUUAUGAAAAUUGACACGGACAUGUUCUUCAACCCUUGGUUUCUUGUGGAGAAAGUCUUGCAGCCAAAAACUCCUCCCAGAGUGAAUUAUUUUACAGGGCUGGUUGUAAUUGGAGGUCCACCGUUCAGAGACAAAGGCAGCAAGUGGUAUGUGUCAUUCGAGGCUUACUCCAAAAAUAUUUACCCACCCUACUGCUCUGGCACAGGUUACGUCUUAUCUGGGGACCUUGCGGAAAAGAUUUACAUGCAAGCAGAGUCCUUAAACAUAUUCCCUUUCGAAGAUGUUUUUGUGGGAAUUUGUUUGGAAAAAAUAGGGAUUCAAAUCAGCAAGCCAGCAGGAAACUGGUUUUUAGGGGAAAAGAUUGAGUACAGCAGAUGCCAGUUUGCAAAGCUCAUUACAGUUCACCGCUUUACACCAGAUGAGCUGCUGAAGCUCUGGCCGGAUUUCACUGAGGCUGUGAAAACCUGUAGCUAGCAGAGUGCUAGUUUCACUUUCAUUGUGACUAAUUUAUAUUGGUAAUGUGCCCAAAACCUUGACAGAUAGAAAUGACUGUAGUGUAAACUGCAGGAGAUCUUUAGGCCACUUCGAAACGCAGAUUUUCAGGUGGUCAACCCAAGUUCGUUGGAGGCUAUUGUAUUCAUUUUCAGCUCAGGAAUGUACAUAUGACCCCAUCUUUUGAGCAUCUUCAUAUGAACAGGAUCCUACACAUAUCAUACCUUUCCAUGUAGGAACAUAUGUUGACCUGCAUCACCAUACCAAGCAAAUUUUUUGUCUUUGGGUCCAGUGCCCUAUUUUUCAGCUCAGCCCAAAGGCCGUUGUACUGUAGUUACUGGAUUGCUGUUGAGGCAGUUCUUGUGGAUUGGUUUGCAGGUAGGCUCAGGGCACACGAUGAGCCCUUAAAUCACCAGAAAUCCAUGAUACAAAUCUGGUGAACAGAGUACAGUAUCUCUUGAGUUAUAAUUGUCCAAGCUGCAACACAUGGACAAUAUAAAUGGUGAUGAGAUAUGUUCAGCAGUACAACCACCUUUCAUGUUCCCCUAUAGGUCAAUGAGAAAUAUGGAAAACUACAUUAAAUGUUGGAGGUUUUCAUGUGAAUUGAUCUUGUUAUCUUCAGUGAGUUCUACCAUGGAACACUUCCAAAAGUUUUAUAUGACAAAUUGCUUAGACCUGUAUCUUCAGCACUGAAUCUGUCUGAACUGAAGAUGGCUCUUCUCUUUAGUACAGUGGUUCUCAAACUUGUUUGAAUCCCGGAGCCCUAGAGUAUCAGAAUUUUUUUCAUAGCACCCCUAAGCCAAAAGUUUCUUAUUGAGAAUUUUAGAAAAAAAUACUAAAUUAAGUAAAUUGUGUUUAUAUGUCAUCCUUAGGUUUAAUUGUGUAGUGAGGGACAAGAUUGGCUUCUGGGGGUAAUUCAGACCUGAUCACUGCUGUGCGUUUUCGCACAGCGGGCAAUCAGCUCUGAACUGCGCAUGCAUAUGCACUGCAAUGCGCCGGCACGGUGCACAACAGCACCGGGCAUCGGUGCCUAGCGACGGGAUGGUGUAAAAAAACUGAUCACACGGGGCGAUCGAAAGGUGAUUGACAGAAAGUGGGUGUUUGUGGGUUUCAAAUGACCGUUUUUGCAGGAGUGUCCGGAAAAACGCAGGCUCACCCAAGCGUUUUCAGGGAGGGUGUCUGACGUCAGCUCCGGGCCCUAUCACCAGGAAUCCAUCGCAGCGGUUGAGUAAGUCCUGGGCUGCGCAGAGACUGCACAAACUGAUGUUUGUGCAGCUCUGCUAAAUAAGCAAACGCACACUAGCAAAGGCUUUACCCCUCCCCCCUGUAGGCGGUGACUAUCUGAUCGCAGGGCUGCAAAAAAUGCACCCUAGCGAUCAGGUCUGAAUUACCCUCUCUGUUCGUCCACAUAUGUUAUGAUUGACAGCCACCAGCACUGAUUUUGCCAAUUACAUUGACUAUCAAUAAUUUUAUUUGGUUCCUGGACCACUAAUCCAGGGCACCCCUGUAUGUGUCCUGAGGCACCCCAGGGUGCCACGGAACACAGUUUGAGAACCACUGCUUUAGUAAACCAUACAAGUAUAAGCACAAUAAAUGUACUCUUAAUAUUUUAA